UUCAUCAUUGGAUUAGGGUUUUUACCCUUCCUUCGUUUGGAAAUCCUUUUGGAUUCGCUGUCUCUCUCAUCCUUAAUCUCACCCGUCUUUAUCAUUCGCAAUCUCCUUUUCAUUCAUUAUCUUAUUUUCCCAGUACUUCAAAUUCCGUUUACUCCGUGCCCUAAUAUUACGAUUUCAGCAAUGGGAAGCAAAGGCCGCAUGCCGCCGCCUCCGCACCUGCGGCGUUCGAUUCCGCCGGGUCCUGCUGCGAUGCCGCACCCGCUUGUGGCGCCAUUCGAUCUACUUCCGCCGCCGCAGGUGAUGGAGCAGAAGCUUGCGUCUCAGCACGUGGAGAUGCAGCGCCUGGCUACUGAGAACCAGCGGCUUGCAGCGACGCAUGGUGCCCUGCGGCAGGAGCUAGCGGCGGCUCAGCACGAACUGCAGAUGCUCCAUGCACAUGUGGCGGCACUGAAGGGGGAGCGGGAGCAGCAAGUGCGCGCGCAGUUGGAGAAGAUCUCGAAGAUGGAGAGCGAAGUUCAGAGCGCAGAGGGCGUGAAGCUGGAACUGCAGCAGGCUCGCGGGGAGGCGCAAAACCUUGUUUUGUCCAAGGAUGAACUUGUUUCAAAAGCGCAGCACCUGACUCAGGAACUGCAGAGGGUUCACACUGAUGUUGUUCAAAUCCCUGCCCUUAUCUCUGAACUUGAAUGCCUCAGACAGGACUAUCAGCAUUGCAGGGCCACUUUUGACUAUGAAAAAAAAUUAUACAAUGAUCACCUUGAGUCACUUCAGGUGAUGGAAAAGAACUAUGUUUCUAUGAGUAGGGAAGUGGAAAAACUUCGAGCCGAGCUUUCAAACACUGCUAAUGUGGAUCGGAGAAGUAGUGCGCCAUAUGGUGGCACCUCUGGAACUAAUGAGAACGAGGCUUCUGGUCUUCCUGGGGGACAAAAUGCUUAUGAAGAUGGUUAUUCUGUUAUGCAGGGACGUGGUCCCCUCCCCCCAGCCAGUGGGGGUGGAGGCAGUUCUACUACACUUGCUUCUGCUGGAGCUCAAACGGGUCCAACUCCUGCAGGGACUGGUUACGAUGCUCCUAGAGGACCUGGUUAUGGUGCAUCUGCAGGGCCUAAUUAUGACGCGCAGAGGGGUGUUACUUUCGACACGCAGAGGCUGACUGGUUACGAUGCCUUUAGAGGAUCUACUUAUGAUUCCAAGAGAGGGGCAAUUUUUGAUGCUCAAAGAACUUCCUAUGAUCCACAGAGAGGUUCAGGAUAUGAUAUGCAGAGAGGAGCUGGUUACGAAUCAUCAAGAGCAGGUGGCUAUGAUACACAGUCAAGAGGGGUUGGUGGUCCUCAUGGACAUGCUCCACCGCUGAACAAUAUGCCAUAUGGAUCCACAACACCACCUGCUCGUAGUGGAGGUGUAUAUGAAGCUAAUCGAGGUGUAAACUCCGGUAGGAGAUGAUGAUGACCUUGAGUUUUGGAACAUCUGUCUGCCUCAUGAACGUUUGGUUUUGUCCUAUCUUGUUGUAAUGUGCAUAGUCCACGAGAGGGAAAACAAAUGUUCGUCAUUAUUGGGAAGACAUUCUCCCCGCCUAUAAUUGCUCUACCUGAAAUUGGUAAAACAUUACCUAUCUAACUUGCCUAUAUAUUUUAUUUGAGAUUUGGGAUGGUUUAGUUUUAUUUA
Molecule: messenger RNA, 1659 nt
Organism: Vigna radiata var. radiata (mung bean)
Lineage: Eukaryota; Viridiplantae; Streptophyta; Magnoliopsida; Fabales; Fabaceae
Product: protein FLX-like 2
Exons: 4
Coding region: 181-1437 (418 amino acids)
Source: RefSeq, a predicted model, not a curated record